Rhinichthys klamathensis goyatoka is the source of this 888-nucleotide messenger RNA. RefSeq names its product proteasome 20S subunit beta 13a (gene psmb13a). The transcript is spliced from 8 exons. Bases 37 to 867 code for a protein of 276 amino acids. Gene Ontology annotation, molecular function: threonine-type endopeptidase activity. Lineage: Eukaryota; Metazoa; Chordata; Actinopteri; Cypriniformes; Leuciscidae. The record is from RefSeq and is a predicted model, not a curated record. Gene Ontology annotation, cellular component: proteasome core complex.
CAUUCGGGAUAAUUUGUUGCGCCGUGAAGAGUGACAAUGUCUUCUCCUUACGUACUCGAGCUCGCUAGUGGUGGCUUUAGUUUUGAAAACUGUAUCAGAAACUCAAGGCUUCAGGUUUCAGGGGAGAAAACCACAAAGCUUAAGGUUAAAAAAACUGGAACAACAAUUGCUGGAGUCAUUUUCAAGGAUGGUGUAGUUCUUGGUGCGGAUACUCGGGCAACAUCUGGAGAGGUUGUUGCAGAUAAAAACUGCAGCAAAAUUCACUAUAUAGCUCCGAAUAUUUAUUGUUGUGGUGCUGGCACUGCUGCGGAUACAGAGAAAACGACAGAUAUGCUGCGUUCCAAUCUCGCUCUCCAGAUCCUCUCCAUGGGCCGCAACCCUCGCCUCAUCAUGGCCAGUCGCAUUUUGCAGGACUUUCUUUUCAGGCACAAGGGCCAAGUCAGUGCCAUGCUGCUGUUAGGUGGGGUGGACUGCACAGGACCUCAUAUCUUCACUGUUGGUCCCCAUGGCUCUGUCAACAAAGCUCCAUUUGCAACAAUGGGAUCUGGUGAUCUGGCGGCUUUGGCUGUCUUUGAAGACCGUUUCAAACCCAAUAUGACAGAGGAGGUGGCCAAACUUCUUGUUCGGGAUGCUAUAAGUGCAGGAAUUAUGAAUGAUCUUGGCUCUGGAAGCAAUGUAGACCUGUGUGUCAUUAGAAAGAAUGAGAUUGAGUACAUACGACCAUUCGAGAGCUCAAACUACAAAAGUAAAAGGCAGAGAAAAUACAAAUAUCCAGAAGGAACAACUUCUGUCAUCGAGGAACGAACCAUAAAUCUGAAUCUGGAUUUAGUAGAGGAGACUGUGCAGCAAAUGGAAGUAGCACAGUAGAUCGAUAUUUUACAUUGAAAC